AUGGAGACCGAGACGAAGAAAGACCUGAGCGUCAGUCCCUUGCCUCCGGACUGCGACGAUGAUCUGAAAUAUCUGAAAAUGCAUGUGGAUAAAGCCGUGUCAUGGCAAACUCUAUCUACUUCUCUGAAGGAAAACAUGGAACCUCUAAAUCAUUCGAGAGUUGAAACUAUACUACGCGCAGUCAAGGCAAAACACUCAAAAUUCAGAAUUUUUAAAAUAGUUGAUCGCACCAGGUUUAUUAUCAAUCGGGAACCUGUGCACAUCAUCCCUAUAUCUAGUGACCUUGUGAUAUCCAAUCGUCCGGAUAAAAAUACAGCAAUAACUGUUCCAGUGGGGAGUGGUGUGGUUGGAAAGAAGCGACGGCGGUGGAUAGCCUGCAAAGCAUGGAGAGAACAGGCUGCGAUGUAUGGGUUAGAUAUUCCAUGUUUUAAAACUCUGCAUUUAAUUGUCUAG
This is a messenger RNA of Paracoccidioides lutzii Pb01, 453 nucleotides long. RefSeq lists its product as hypothetical. The coding region runs from base 1 to 453 and encodes 150 amino acids. The record is from RefSeq and is a predicted model, not a curated record. The transcript is spliced from 3 exons.